AGAGAAGAUGGAGGAAAAAGUCACAAAGUCCACUGCCAGCACAUCAAUUCUGUAUUAGCAUUUAGCGCAAGCAACCACUGGACCUGUUUCUUUUGCGAGCCAGACCGAUCAAAUUCCUCAAAUUAAAGCUCAAACAAAAAGACAUUAGAGAAGAGCAUGUAAGAACACGUUAUUUUUCUGAAUUACAUACGUCACAAACAUCUCUUGUCAUUAACUCUUCCAAAAUCCCUAACCUCUUUUUCUCUGUUCGGUUGUUUCUUCCGCUUUGAUUGAAACGUGGCAUGGCCUUGGAAGAAAGCUAAAAUUGGAUAUGACAAACAACUCGGAUUAUAAAUUUAGCAAAAUUGUACAAGUCUCUGGCAUGUCUCUGAAGACAUGGAUGAGCUUCCAGGGACUAUGGGUACAAGUGCUAGUUUGGCUUUGAGAUUUGGACAGUGUCUUUUCUCGAUUGCUUCACUUCUUUUCAUGUUUUUGGGUGUUCCUUUCUAUAGCUUCUCUGCUUUAUGCUUUAUGAUGACAGUGAUGGGUUUGGUUAUGGCAUGGAGCUUGACACUAGUAAUGGUGGAUGUAUUCUCAGUUCUUAUUCAACGGCCAUAUCAUCAGCCUGGAAUAAUCUCAGUUGUUGUAUUAGGAGAUUGGGUCCUGUCAUUUCUAUCACUUGCUGCAUCAUGUUCAACAGCUAGUGUGGCUGAAUACCUGAUCCGUUCUAGUAGCCCAAACUGCUCUGGAAAUUUGUGCACCCGUUAUCAACUCUCUGCUUGCAUGGGUUUCUUUGCUUGGUUUUUGACAUUGGCGUCAGCCCUCUUCCAUCUUUGGCUUCUUCCCAAAUUAUUUCCAGAAGAAUAACCUGGAGGGAAUUUAUGUGGCUUUGUAUAUGGCACUAAUAGCUUCCGUAUAGUCUUGCGGAGUUCAUUAUUAAUUGUAGAUGGCACACAAAGUUCAGAAUAAAAUAUGUAAUGCUGUAGAAGGGAAGUCAUUGCAGUGAUCCAUUGCAGGACAAAAUGUAUCAAAAUCUACCUUGAUCCUUGUUGCGUUACAAUUAAUGGUGAAGGCGUAGUUAAAAUAAA
Messenger RNA from Lycium barbarum (goji berry), 1067 nucleotides. RefSeq names its product CASP-like protein 5C3. Gene Ontology annotation, cellular component: membrane. The record is from RefSeq and is a predicted model, not a curated record. NCBI's taxonomy places the organism in Eukaryota, Viridiplantae, Streptophyta, Magnoliopsida, Solanales, Solanaceae. The transcript is spliced from 3 exons. The coding region runs from base 376 to 846 and encodes 156 amino acids.